Molecule: messenger RNA, 1083 nt
Organism: Fomitopsis serialis
Lineage: Eukaryota; Fungi; Basidiomycota; Agaricomycetes; Polyporales; Fomitopsidaceae
Exons: 6
Coding region: 1-1083 (360 amino acids)
Source: RefSeq, a predicted model, not a curated record
AUGACAGCUAGAAACCCCGGCAAGAACACCCGCCCAAAGCAGAGUCCGACGACACCAAAACCAAGCACAGGGGGGCAGUCGAGCGACGAGCCGUUGGAGGUUGCUGCGCCCCAGAUCACGCGCGUGGCCUCAGGCGUCCAACGAGAAAACAGCAAUAAUCGGAGACUACUACUUUUUGCGGAGAGUCCCCCGGCGUUUUCGGCCAAGAGGACGGUGGGCGUUGCCUUAGGCCACAGCUCCACCUGGGGAACCGCCAGCCAGCGCGUCCUUGGAACGCAGCCGACCCCCCAUAAGUCAGAGGGUAGCCUAGAUCCCGUAGGACCGCAAAAGCUCCUGGCGCAGGGUUCGAACCCCGGCCUCCAUGCACCCCGUAGGGCGUUCAACCAACUGCACCACGACGCGCUUGACGCUCUGGCGGCGGCGUCCUUCCUUCGCUCUGAGACGAGGUUCUUCGCCCUUGCUGAUCGACUCCAACUGGAAUCUCCUGCUCGCCCACGGACAAAACGUUCCCAGACUCCGGGCUACCAGUGGCCGCUGUCGUUGGUUGACUCCGACUACAUGCUCGCGCUACGCUACUUGGGUUGGACGCGAGGGCGUGUAGCUAAUCAUUGGCUCGUCUGUCGCGGGAGGUCGGAUCUCGUGGCGGGAGGCGCGCCCCCACCGACGCUGCGCCGGCAGCGCCAACGCGUUGGUGUUGCCGUCCUACGCCAGCGACGUGAAAAUACUUCGGGUUUCGGCCUGCUACGUCCAGUUUUAUACGUCCUGGGCACGCUCUCCGAAAUUUUAAGGCUAAACGGAGGACGGGACAAAUGGGGACGUCGGGGACAAACGCAUGCGUUCGCCUGCGAACGAGCGACUGCUUUCGCCCGCCCAAACUGGCGCCGCAGAAUAGGGGCUCAAAAGGCGCCAGAAGGAGCAGAGAGCAGCGGUACCGCGCAGAUUUUUCUGCGCAGCGAUCCUACUUGCAACAAGAAACUCGGACGUUUGCAUUCCUGUGCCAAAUUGCCUGGCCGAUUCAGCCUGGGCGAGGUCGAAAUAGGGCGAGAUUCAAGCGGGGGCCCGGCGAAGACCCUCUCUGAUUGA